Oryza sativa Japonica Group (Japanese rice) is the source of this 1629-nucleotide messenger RNA. Its product is annotated as ethylene-responsive transcription factor 6. NCBI's taxonomy places the organism in Eukaryota, Viridiplantae, Streptophyta, Magnoliopsida, Poales, Poaceae. Gene Ontology annotation, molecular function: DNA-binding transcription factor activity; DNA binding. The record is from RefSeq and is a predicted model, not a curated record. Gene Ontology annotation, biological process: ethylene-activated signaling pathway; regulation of DNA-templated transcription.
UAGCACACAAGUUUAAUUCCUAACUCGGUGAUCAAUUGAUCAUCAACGACACCCAAGUUUCCAUGCAUGGAUAAACAAUAAGAUCAUGAAAGACCGAAUCAAAUCACCGGGAGACCGAAAGCCGCCAAUUCCGGUCGCUUCUGGCGCUCGUACGGUGUAUAAAUACCCCCACGGAUCCCCGAGCCUUUUGUCCUCAGACUCAAGACUCUCAAAGAGGCACCCACAUCUACUCAACACGAACACACGUUUUUGAGCAAUCGGCCGGCUAAGACCAGCUAGCCCUACGCACUACGCGACAUACAAUGGACUUCCCCGGAGACGCCGAGGAUUUCGCCCUCGAGUUCAUCCGCGAGCACCUGCUCGGCGGCGACGCCCCUGUACUGCCGCCUGCUGCUGUACCGGCGGCGGCGGCGUACCUACCCACCAGUACCAUGUUCUUGCCACAGCAGCAGCGAGGCUACGCAGGCCUAACGCCGCAGGAGUACGUGGUGGAUUCCGCCCCGGCUGCUGAUCAGGCCGCGUUCCGUGAUGAUCAGCCCGAUCCGGCGGCCGACGUGAUGAUCAUGUUCGGAGGCGAGCGCUUCCCUGCGGUGAAGCCGUCGUCGUCGUCGUCGCCAUCGCUGACUGUCACCGUGCCCCCCAGCUCGUUCGGAUCAUGGGCGCCGGCCGCCGUGCCCGCCGUGGCGGCCACGGCCGCCGCCGUGGAGGACUUCCGCAAGUACCGAGGCGUGCGGCAGCGGCCGUGGGGGAAGUUCGCGGCGGAGAUCCGCGACCCGAAGCGGCGCGGGUCGCGCGUGUGGCUGGGCACGUACGACACCCCCGUGGAGGCCGCGCGCGCCUACGACCGCGCCGCCUUCCGCAUGCGUGGCGCCAAGGCCAUCCUCAACUUCCCCAACGAGGUCGGCACACGCGGCGCCGAACUGUGGGCUACGCCGCCGCCGACGAACAAAAGGAAGCGGCAGCCGGAGGACGACACCGCCGCCGCCGACGACGUCGAGGUGAUCGGAGUGGCAAACAAGGCUGUAAAGACCGAAGCGCCGACGUCCGCCUACUCAUCGUCGUCACUGUCAUCCAUGUCGCGGGACACGACGGCGACCACGUCGUCGGCGGGGACGUCGACUGGGUCGUCGGAGCCCACGAGUUUUCCGGUGGUGACGCCGUCGAGCUGGAGCUGGGACCAGUACUGGGACGGCCUGCCGCCGCUGUCGCCUCUGUCGCCGCACCCGGCGUUGGGGUUCCCGCAGCUCACCGUUAGCUAAGAAAUAAUUAAGCGCCGAUUAGCUGAAAUGGCCUCACUAAUACUACUACUGCUACUCCUGUUUUUUCGUUGUUAAUUAACGGCACGAACAUGUACAAAAACACACAAGGAGAAGACAAUAAUGGAGUACGGUGCCGAUGAAGUCAUUAGUAUUUUUACAGUUUCUUCUUCUUAAAAAAACACAGAGAGGUCACACGUGUAUUUAGGGUGAGGUAGAGAAUGGUAUCACAAAUAAAAUCUGGUGGAUGAUUCGGUUGAGGCCAACAAAUGCUUGUAAAGCAUAAGCAAAGGGUGUGGUUUGGCAUGAGGUAUGCCAUUCUGUAAAUUAAUACGAGUUGCAAUUUAGUUUACUGAGAUAUGUACCCCAGCAA